GUUUUGCCGAAUGAAGGCGCCCCUUUGCAGGCAAGUUGUCAGUGAUUGUGUAUGUGUAUAACAUGGCUACGAAUAAUUAUUUUGGUUUUACACACGGAGGCACCCAAUACAGCGCGACCGCAACCCAGGCAGCAUACCAGGCCGGCCAGGCGGGAUAUGCAGUAGCGGCAGCCCCGGCAACAGCCGCAGCGGCCACAUACGGUACUCAAAGGGCAGCAGCGGGCUACGACACGGCCUAUCAGGCGGCCGCGGCCACUCAAGGAACUUAUGCUGCCGUUGGUACUGGGGCAACGCCGGCAUACGAAUACGGUUACGGGCAAACCGCGGCUGCAGGUUACACAGGGGGCUACGAUCAAACGGCUGCGGCUGCUGCAAAGCCUGCCACUUACGCCGCUACUUACGCCACACAAAGGGCCGCUGGGCAACAAGCUCAAGCUGCUACAGCAGCAGCAAAGCCACCUCAGUACACGGCUGCCUAUCAACCCAACGCUACAGGUUACCAGGCCACUUACGCCCAGCCAGCUGUGCAAACUACAAUAGCAGCGCAACCUACUACCCAGGCGAAGCAAGCUAACUCGAGCACCACGUAUUCAGGAUACGACGCGGCCCUAUAUUCGGCCGCAACAAUGUACGUCGCGCAGCAGCAACAGCAGCAAACCGCUGCGGUAGCGGCCGCGGCUGCCGCCCAGCAAAAGCCAGGCGGGGGCGGCGGCUGGCAGGGUUACAAGAAAGGCGGUCUGGGGGCGAAAAACAUGCGUGCCAAGGCACCUCCCAAGCCUCAGCAAUUGCAUUACUGCGACGUUUGCAAAAUAAGUUGCGCGGGUCCCCAAACCUACCGCGAGCAUUUAGAAGGCCAGAAGCACAAGAAAAGAGAGGCGGCCACUAAAAUGGCCGCCUCUGUAGCGGUCACCAGUCAAAACAGGUCUGGCAAUUCACUGCGUUGUCAGUUGUGUGAUGUUACCUGUACUGGAAACGACGCUUACGCAGCUCAUAUCCGCGGCGCCAAGCACCAAAAAGUUGUUUUGUUACAUACAAAAUUGGGCAAACCAAUACCGCCUCAAGAACCCGAAGUCAUCGGAGGUGGACGUAAGUCUGUCGCUUCGGCGCCUAAAAUCAACUUUGUUCAAUCGGGUGGUUUGGGUGUUCCAGCUGCCCAAACUCAGGGUAAUGGCGAUGCUAUCAAAGAAGAAGAACAGGAUGAAGUGCCUGAGCCUGAUAUUCAGCCUGUUGGUCAGGAUUAUAUUGAGGAAAUUAAGAGUGAGGAUGGCAAAGUUAUCAGUUUUAAUUGUAAAUUAUGCGAGUGUCGAUUUAAUGACCCUAAUGCAAAAGAAAUGCACAUGAAGGGUCGCAGGCACAGGUUGCAAUAUAAGAAGAAGGUCAAUCCAGACUUGAUUGUGGAUGUAAAGCCAUCUCUGAGGCAAAGAAAGAUUCAGGAGGAGAAGAUGAGAAGAGCGGCCAUGCGUGAGGAAUUUUGGGCCCGUCGCCACUUUAACAUGGAUGAGGAAGAGUCAAUGUACUGGGAAGACCGCAGGCGCUAUGAGGAGUACAUGGAAAUGAUGGGCCGUGGAAACAUGCCCUUUCCAAGAGGCAGGCCUUUCCCAGGCGGCGCACCUCCCUUUUUCCAAGGUGGUCCGGUACGUCGUGCUGAAUCUAGCGACGACCGUCAUGUAAUGGCCAAACACAGCGAGAUAUACCCAAAAGAGGAGGAGCUGCAGGCUAUACAGCGUAUAGUUUCACAUACAGAACGCGCACUCAAACAGGUCUCUGAUCAAUUGGCUGAAGUGUCUAAAACCAAAGAUGAGAAGUCGGCCGAAGAACAGAGUGGGACCGCCGACGCCUCCAAACCUGGUGAUCAGCAGCAGCAGAAAGAAGAUGGCAGAGAUAAUCAGCUGUUCUCCUUUCAACAAGACAAAGACGCGAACCGUAUACUUAAGGGAGUAAUGCGGGUUGGGCAUUUGGCGAAAGGCCUGUUGCUUCGCGGCGACUGUCAAGUCGAACUAGUGGUGUUGUGUGCCGACAAACCCACUUUGACCCUGCUAAGGAAGGUUAUUGAGCUGCUGCCGCCUUCUCUGAAGCAGGUGGCCCCCGAAUCGAAUUAUCAGGUAACCCUGAACGCAGCAGAGGCCGGCUUGAGCGUUCACGCCGAUGGAUUGACUGUGCUGGUACAGCUCACCAGCCCCGUAAUGAGGGAACAAGAAGCUGCGAGCGGCGGGUCGGACCGGGAUGUGCUAUCCAGGGGCAAGUGUCUCCAGGCGCUGGCAGCGCUCAGACAUACCAAAUGGUUCCAGGCUAGAGCUUUAGGACUGCACUCGUGUGUCAUCAUUAUCCGAAUCUUGAGGGACCUCUGCCAGCGUGUUCCGACUUGGUCUCCUCUGAGUGCAUGGGCCAUGGAAUUGCUAGCAGAAAAAGUAAUCUCGUCAGUACCGGGCCAGGUACAAUUGUCGCCUGGCGAUGCACUUCGUCGCGUAAUGGAGGCUGUGGCCAGCGGAUUGCUCUUGCCCGGAGGUCCCGGAUUGGGCGAUCCCUGUGAGAAAGAUAGUCCCGACGCUGCUGCCGCCCUCACCGCGCAACAGAGAGAAGAUUUGACAUGUUCCGCGCAGUAUGCCCUUAGAUUGAUUGCGUUUAGACAAAUUUUCAAGGUUCUUGGUAUGGAUCCUUUGCCCGCGCCGCAGAAAGGCUUCCGCCGGGACAGGUCAGCCCGCAAACGACGUCGUUCAGGUGGGGAACAAGAAGGAUCUGAGAGUGAUACAGGCAAAAUGGUAAAGACAGAGGGAGGUGCUCCAACGACAGAAGCUGCCCAAGUCAAGUGAAUCUAGUUAUAGGUUUUUGGAUAUUUAACUAAUAAACUAAUGAUUAUUUUAUUACUUUUAAAUAUUUAAGUAAUUUGGAUGUAUAGGAAUUAUAAUUUGUGACUGUAAAUUUCACAAGUAUUGCAAUUUGUAGUAAUCGUCUAGUUAAAUAGAAGUGAUUCAAAAUCAUAUUCCAGUAUAUAUUUACUGUUGGGUACGACAUUCACUUUUGAUUCCUGGUGAUGAUUUCUAUCAAAUAAAACAUGUGUUUUUCUGG
Molecule: messenger RNA, 3066 nt
Organism: Cylas formicarius (sweet potato weevil)
Lineage: Eukaryota; Metazoa; Arthropoda; Insecta; Coleoptera; Brentidae
Gene: Zn72D
Product: zinc finger RNA-binding protein
Exons: 15
Coding region: 63-2810 (915 amino acids)
Cellular component (GO): precatalytic spliceosome
Molecular function (GO): single-stranded RNA binding; zinc ion binding; double-stranded RNA binding
Source: RefSeq, a predicted model, not a curated record